Messenger RNA from Ochlerotatus camptorhynchus, 2112 nucleotides. Its product is annotated as protein sex-lethal-like. The record is from RefSeq and is a predicted model, not a curated record. Bases 399 to 1262 code for a protein of 287 amino acids. The transcript is spliced from 5 exons. Gene Ontology annotation, cellular component: ribonucleoprotein complex. Lineage: Eukaryota; Metazoa; Arthropoda; Insecta; Diptera; Culicidae. Gene Ontology annotation, molecular function: RNA binding.
CGAAGCCAGUCCGAGAAAUACAUCUUUUACACGAGCUCAUCGUCCGUCGCUGUUCGAUAGUCAGAAGAAGAGGAGCGUGAAGUUUAUCUUUUCAAAUUUACUACACCAAAUUUCGGUCCGUUUUUUGCUUUUGCUUCUUAAAAACCGCGAUGCAGAGAAAGAAAUGACACAGGAUUAAUCGGAUUCGGCAUUAGUUUUUGCGUUUUUCUGAAUUCGAACGAGUUUUCGCGAUUUUUCUUCCGUCACCGCAGCAGCAGCGAUCAGAAAGGCUCAUCGUGAAAAGAAGAAAAAAUUGGAAGUGGAAGAAGAGUGACGGCGUAGAACGGAACAACGAGUGUGCCUGGUGGAACGCCUCGGAAAUUCAAAAGAGAGGAGCAGAAAAAUAGAAGAUUGUGAAGAUGUACAGUAAAAUGAAUGGAUAUCCAUCAUCAACAUUUAGGUCGAGUGGUGGCCGAUUGUGGGGAAUGUCACACUCGCUUCCGUCAGGAAUGUCGAAUUAUGCAUAUGGACAGGAUUCAGAUUUCUCCUAUUCGUCACGACCUCGAAUGUACGACAUGCCUUCGAGUAGCACGUUCGGUGGCAAUGCACCACAUACAUCGUCUUCGAGCACAAGUUCACUGUCCGGAAUGAAUUUCGGCCCUGGUAGCAGCAACUUCUCUGGGACGAAUCUGAUCGUCAAUUAUCUGCCACAGGACAUGUCUGAACGUGAAAUGUAUUCGAUGUUUUCAACCAUGGGCCCAAUUGAGAGCUGUCGAAUCAUGAGAGACAUGAAGCAGACUGGUUAUAGUUACGGAUUCGGUUUUGUCAACUUUCUAUCCGAGGAUGCGGCACAGCGUGCUAUAAGAUGUUUGAAUGGUUACUCUGUUCGAAACAAGCGAAUCAAGGUUUCAUAUGCAAGGCCACAAAGCGAUGACAUCAAGGAAACAAAUCUUUAUAUCACAAAUCUUCCACGAACCAUAACUGACGAGCAGUUAGAUAUUAUUUUUGGUAAAUACGGUACCAUAGUACAAAAGAACAUCUUGAGAGAUAAACUGACUGGUCAUCCGAGAGGGGUAGCGUUCGUUAGAUUCAACAAGAGAGAAGAAGCCCAGGAGGCGAUAUCGGCGUUGAAUAAUGUAAUACCACAAGGUGGUACUCAACCGCUGAUUGUCCGAGUGGCAGAGGAUCAUGGACGAGCUAAGGCCGCUCUCUUCGUUCCUUCAUAUAACUCAAUAGUACAUAACAACCGAGGUAGAGUACGAAUGCGUAAUAAUCCCUAUUAAAUCAACAAUGAAUCUACCGUAAUCGCUUUUGCUCAUGAUUUAUCCAUUUUCAAAGCUGAAGCUUAUUUUUACUUUACCUUGGUUAUUAUAAGUACAUAAUCUGAGUUCCGUCAUGUUUAUGUUACAAAUACAAAUCAUUUUAGUUGAGGUUCAGCCUCUCAUCUUAUUUAGCUUCAGUCAAAGACAACUAUUGAUUUAAAAAAAAACUUUAUGUUAAUUCUUAGUUCUAAAGAAGAAUAAAACAGCAAUUCAAUUUGGUUAUUUUCUUUUCUUUAAUAAUGAUAAAGCAACGUUGAUUUGAAAAUCAUUGAUCAUAAAAUGCAUGUUAUGAAUGUGACAAAACAAACUACAAUUGCUGUGCUUUCCCCGAUCAACAUUAUCAUCCAUUUCAUAGAGCUGUACAAAGCUUCCAAUAUCGUUUGAUUAUUCCCUUUUGUGAACUUGAAAUUGCGAAAAUCUAAUACAUCAUAAAUGUAGUCAAGUCACCAAUGUGACCUAAUUCGUGUGUCGACUAUGCUUUAGCUGGAAACAUUAUAUUGAAUAUGAUUGAUAAACAUUAUCAAACAUUCAUUAAAUGCAAGUUUCCUCUGUUAGAUACUUGCAUGUUGUACGAUAUUUCAGGAAAAAAACAACUUGAACAUAUUGGUUGGUUCUUCUCGAUAACAUAAUUGCAAGCUAAGAUACUUUUAAUCCUCCACGGUAAAACUAUGAUCCAUUUUGACAAUGCUGCAUAAUUCAAUAUCAACUUAGAAAACCAUUUUGUCAACCUAUUGUCCUUAACAUAGCGUAUAUAGUUGUAUGUAAGCGUUUGGAAAUGUUGAAUAAACAUCAAAUUCAUUACAAGUGAAAA